AUGCAGAUCGUCGUCGUCCCCGCAUCGCCCAAGACUGGGCAAGCCACGAUACGAGCGUUGUUGGAAGAUCCAUCGGAACCGACAGUAACAGGGGUCUAUCGGGAUACAGGAAGAGUGCCAGCCGAAUUCAGGGAGCAUCCCCGGUUCAGGGCUGUCAAAGGCGAUGUCGCGAAUGUCGGAAGUCUCAAGUUUUCUGGCGCAGACGCAUUGGUGACCAUCACGCCGCCACUAUAUUCCGAAUCAAAACCGUUGACGAGAGCGAGAGAGAUGGCGGCGAAUGUCAAGUAUGCUAUUGGCAUGGCUGGGGACUCGGUCAAGCGGUUGGUCUAUAUCUCAAGCGUAGGGGCGCAGCUAGAACACGGCACGGCACUUAUUGGCUCUGCGCCGGAGGUUGUGUUCGUGAGAUGCGCGUACUUCAUGGAGAACUGGGCGGCAGCGCUGAAGACUGCCAAAAGCGAGCAGCACUACUUCCACUCUGUUAUAUCACCUGCGGACUACAAAAUACCCAUGGUCUCAGUACACGACAUCGGCAAGACUUGCGCCGCGCAAGCGCUCGCAGCCGGAUCCCCUCUCGGCGAGAAUCCCUACGUCUUCGAUCUCCACGGGCCGGACACGUACUCGACGGAAGACGUUCGACAGGCUUUUGAGGAGAGGAUAGGAACGGGCGUCGAGGCGAAGCUGGUCGAGGGCGUUCAGCUGGAGGAGUUCUUUGGCGAGAUCUUCCGGCCCCCAAUGGCCGGCAUGUUUGUGGAGAUGACGAGAAGCUUUUUGCCUGGCGGGGUUGCUAUCGAGGAGAUUGUGGAAGGUUCAAGAGUUCAACGAGGAAAGACGACACUAAGUGAAGCUGUUGAGAGGAUGAUGGGUGGAAAUGGGUAA
Colletotrichum chrysophilum is the source of this 876-nucleotide messenger RNA. RefSeq lists its product as uncharacterized. The record is from RefSeq and is a predicted model, not a curated record. Lineage: Eukaryota; Fungi; Ascomycota; Sordariomycetes; Glomerellales; Glomerellaceae. The transcript is spliced from 3 exons. Bases 1 to 876 code for a protein of 291 amino acids.